Esox lucius (northern pike) is the source of this 7803-nucleotide messenger RNA. RefSeq names its product one cut homeobox 1 (gene onecut1). Gene Ontology annotation, molecular function: DNA-binding transcription factor activity, RNA polymerase II-specific; RNA polymerase II cis-regulatory region sequence-specific DNA binding. The record is from RefSeq and is a predicted model, not a curated record. The coding region runs from base 384 to 1862 and encodes 492 amino acids. Gene Ontology annotation, biological process: regulation of transcription by RNA polymerase II. Gene Ontology annotation, cellular component: nucleus. The transcript is spliced from 2 exons. Lineage: Eukaryota; Metazoa; Chordata; Actinopteri; Esociformes; Esocidae.
GCGGUGAUACCGUGGUGUGGAGAAACCGAGCACCACGAGUCGAGCCACGGAGAGAGAGAUGGCGUGGGUCCCGAACGGAGCGCUAGGACAGGCGGGGGGGCACGCGACACAGCCGAGAGGAAGCAGAAACUAAAUUGAAAUACCAUUAAAAAGAGUCAAAAGGGAAAUACGAAUAUAUAAAAACUGGAAAGAAAAUCAUCAACAAAGACAAGAACAAUAUCAUCGAUAAAAAGGAUAUCAAAAACACCAAGCAACCAGGUUCCAAGCGACAAACCACAAGAUCAAAUCAGCGAAACGACAGGCAACUUUUCUUCCGUCGGGACUCAACUGUUCGGUGGAAAAUCCAUCCCUCUCCCUGGUCACAUAGAUGGUCGCCAAGCAUCAUGAACGCGCAACUGUCAAUGGAGAGCCUCGGCGACCUCAGCCAUGAGUCUGUGGCCGGUCCUGGAGAGCUGCUUGGCGGCCACAGCCCUCACCCCCGCCCAGGGGGACCCCGAGGGCUGGUGCACCGCUCCAUAGGCAUGACGAGCCUGCUGGAAGGAGGGGAAUACCACUCCCACCACGGACACAACACUGGACACCCCGGUCAUCACCUGCACCCUGCCAUGAGCAUGUGCGAGACUCCCCCUGGAAUGAGCGCGAGCACCUACACAACUCUCACCCCUCUCCAGCCCCCCCUGCCCCCUAUCUCCACUGUGGCAGACAAGUUCCCUCAUCAUCACCACCAUCAUCAUCACCCUCAUCCUCACCACCAUCCACAUCAUCAUCAGCGACUACCUGGUAAUGUCACCGGCAGCUUUACGUUAAUGAGGGAUGAGAGGGGCCUCGCGCCCAUCAACAACCUUUACUCCCCCUACCACCACAAAGAUGCCCCAGGGAUGGGACAGAGCCUCUCUCCGCUGUCUGGCUCUGGCCUGGCCGGGCUACACAGCUCCCAGGCCGGCCUGCCCCCCUACGCCCACCCUGGGGUCUCAGCCUCCAUGCCGGGGGAGAAGAUGCAACUGACACCCGGUGGGUUCGAGGCUCAUCACCCCACUAUGCUGGCCAGACACGCAGAUCAACACCUGACCUCUUCCGGGAACAUGCUCCACAUCAAUGGCCUCCACCACCACCACCACCCCCAUGCACACCUCGGAGCCUCAGGGCACAGCUUAGGUCACGGGAACCCCAGAGACAACAACAGCCACAGCCAGAACUCAGUGCCCGGAGUUCAAAUCCAGGGUGGAGGUGCUGGUACCGGUGGUAGUUCGGCGGGUCAAAUGGAAGAAGUAAACACAAAAGAAGUAGCGCAGAGAAUCACCACUGAGCUGAAACGUUACUCCAUUCCCCAGGCUAUCUUUGCCCAGAGGGUGCUGUGUCGGUCCCAGGGAACCCUGUCAGACCUGCUUCGAAAUCCCAAGCCCUGGUCUAAACUCAAGUCCGGCCGGGAGACGUUCCGUCGUAUGUGGAAGUGGCUACAGGAGCCUGAGUUCACACGCAUGAGCGCACUCAGGCUCGCAGGUGAGCGAACCCUCGCGUGCAAGCGCAAGGAGCAGGACCUGGGCCAUGGACACGCUCACAGCAAAGUUGGUGGAGAACGUGGUGGCAGCAGUGGCGGCGGCAACCACAGCGGCAAUGGUGGCCACUCCAAGAAGCCUCGGCUGGUGUUUACAGAUGUCCAGAGAAGGACCCUCCAUGCCAUCUUCAAGGAAAACAAGCGUCCAUCGAAGGAGCUUCAAAUCACCAUCAGCCAGCAGCUUGGCCUGGAACUGGCCACUGUCUCCAAUUUCUUCAUGAAUGCACGGCGACGCAGUCUCGACAAAUGGCUGGAUGAAAAUGGUGGCUCCUCCCACUCCUCUUCCUCUAGUUGCAGCAAAGCCUGAGGAGUAGGGGUGGGUGGGAAACAAGAAACAGUUUGUUGUUUCAACAAAGGAAAAAUAAGUUGCCACACUGACUUUUCUGUUACGUCAACUCAGGUAAUCAAGUGUUGAGUUGGCUGAAUUUUCUAUUAUUUAUGGUAUACGGUACGUUUUCAGUUGGUGUGGUGAUCUAGUUUUCUAUUUUGAAGCAGCCAUGAAGUUUUACUGUUGGUGGGGAGGCAGACUGAGACACUGACUCAACCUUGGUGAAAAAGCUUUGAAAUGUAGAAAUCAAGAGAAAAUAGGGAAAAGACCUGCAAGACAGAGGUUUGACCUUAUAGCCUGUACUUUAACAUUGCUAUUUAUAGUAUCCAAAGAAGAAACCAAAGACUUGUUUUGACUUGCUUUAAAAAAUAUUUUCUGGCAAACAACUCAUCCAAUCACUGGUCUCACAGCUUUAAUACCUCCCAGCCAUUGUCCUUAUCUUUGAUCUGAUUGGUCAGUUUGGGGAGCGCCUCUGGAUGGACAUUUAAAUCAGCCUAACAGUGUUGUGGUUUCAUACCAAUAGAAGGAGAUCCCCUGGGAUGGGCCAAUCAGCUAAGAGGGGGAAUCUUACAGGGGCCACAGAAUGUUCAGCAGCCGCUUGGAUGGGUCAGUUUCUGCCUGUCAGGAUAAACAGAUAUUUGAUUGGUCAGAGUUUUCUUCCUGUCAGGAACUCCUAAAAUACCCAGCCACACCAGGUAGAAGCUGCCAUAAACUGAUCAGGUUUAACUUAACAUAACCUUGCCCCCAAUCCUAUCACAUUAGAUAAUUAUUUAAUCUUUCUGACCCUGGAACAGUGAUUAGGGGCAUCUUCUACUUCCUCAACUGGAGGAGUAAACCGGGCUGGGGUAAAAUCACCCCAGUGGAGGCUACUAACCCUAACCCCAUAACCACUCCGUAGUGCUUUUUUCCUGCACAAGUUGUGAGAGUAAAUAUUCAAACCAAAGCUUUCUCCACUCCAGGGCAGGUAGUCCCUAGACUGUAUGCAGUUAUUAUACCAAAUCACAAUAUCACAGCAAGAAGUACAACCAAAGAAAAUGUCUUAUAUUUUGAUGUUGUAAAGAGUAUUUUUUAAGACCCGAGUGUGACUGUUAACCCUGUCCUUUUUUCCAUCUCUCUCACCUUACUUCUUCUCAUCCUCUCUCCCUCAAUCCGUCAAGCCCUACUCAACUCUUGCUUUCCCGCUCUAAGCUCUCAUUGUGUGGAUGUGGAUGGAUGCAACGCAGGCAGAAAGCACUACAGUGGCCUGCUGACCCAGUGUAUGGGUCAAACUAUGUAGGAUUGGUCAUCUGACUCUGUGUCAUCUGACUCUGUGGGCUGGGUUAGCUCUUCUGUACUCCUCCAUGUCUGUGGUCCCAGUUCUGUCUUUGGGAGUGGGAGUCAGAGUGGGGUUGGGGUGUCUUUGCCUCUGUCCAUGGGUCACUGGAGCUCUGCGGUUAAUGAGCAUUAAACCAAAUGCAGCAAAGCCAAGCAAGAGCUGCUUCCUUAUGUCACAAGGAAACAACAAAGAAGAGGAUUACAGAAAACGUCAAAUGUGUUAAGACCUACAGAUAUUUUAUAGUGUGAACCAAAGAUGCUACCUCACUCAAUUUCCAUUUGUGAUUUCUAUCACUUUGAUGAUACCAAAGAUAACCAAAGAUUUUGUCAUUGCACGGCCGACAUGAGUGACGUGGAUAGAAAGUUUACCAAAUGUCCUUACCCUAACCCGUGCCCCAACCUAUCCUCUUUUCUCGUCUACUCUCGUCCUCCUCUCGUCCUCCUCUCGUCCUCCUCUCGUCCUCCUCUCGUCCUCCUCUCGUCCUCCUCUCCUCCCCUUGUUCUGCAUGGUCUUUCUUCGUCUCUGCUCUUUAAUUAUAGAUCUAUAUAAACAUGAUACUAUGUUACAAAGAAAUGACACUCUAAACAUACAUUUGAAUAACUUCCUAGACAGACAUGUUGAUGAUGUUCUAGACAGUUUUGUUAUCAACAUUUUAGACCAGGGGUCCGCAACAAGCUAUACCACACCACAAGUCAUCUGAGGUGUGGUUUAAAAAAGGAAGACAACCGUAUGUGUUAUACCAAAGUGAUUCGUAAAAUGACCAAAACAUUUAAACAGUUAUUGGAGGAUGUGUCCGUUUUUUAAAACUGAAAUGACCAGGAAAUCAACUAGAAAUUAUCGAAGAUAAGCUAUGUUUUUUGCACUGUACACAAUUUUUUACAAUUCUAAUUAUUUUUCAGCCCUUGUAUCAUCCAACAAAACUGGCCAGUUGCUGAAUCUAGUUGCCUACCCCUGUUCUCGACAGACAGGUUGACAAGUUUCUAGAGUUGAAAGUUGACUGUGUUUUAGAAAGACAUGUUGACUGUUUUCUGAAAGGACAUGUUGGCAACACUUUCUAGAGAUACAUGUUGUCAACAUUCCAGAAAGACUUGUUAAAACAAUUAAAACAUUGAAAAGAAUUACAUUUGGACCAUUUUCCAAACUAUACAUACGUCUGAGAAACUCUCUAAAACUCACAGGACGAGUGCCUUGCUUUUACCAAAGUGUUAAACCGCUGUUGACCUCUCUAUGAUCUCUCUCACCUUAGACCUUUUACUCCUUUGAAUACCUCAGCCUGUAUAACCAUGCAAUGAAAACAUACCAAAGGAAUUUUCUGUUCUCCACUACUGCUAAAAUACCAAAGCUCUUCUUCUUGUCUCCCAUGCAAAUCCCUGACCCCCCCUACUCACCCACUCCUUCCCCAUCUCUCCUUCCAUCCUCUCCCCUCCCCUCUGAAGGAAGGCCCAGCACUCUGGCCAUGAGUGUGACUGAAUACCUCAUAGUGAGAACUCUGUGGUUCUGUAGAGUCGACAUGGGUCAGGCAGAAUUUAGAUAGUUCAGCAACUAAUGUUGUUAUUGUUACUUCAAAAAGCUUUAUGGUUAUUAUUUAUUUUAUGUUUUUUGGCAAAAGUGCUCUGUUAAGGUUUGUCCAGGACACGUUUCAGGUUUUUUGGAUUUGAAACUUGUCUGGAUGGAGAGAUGACUUGUACUAUUUUAAUAUCAGACGUUGGGUACUUAUUCCAAUAUUAUAAUAAUGGUAGACUAUUGUUUUUACAGGGUAAAACCAACAACUGCUGUGAUAAUGUGUCAAUAUCCUCUCCUUUUAUCUUCUGUGUUGUGAUGAUUUGAUUUUAAUUUAAUUGCAUUUUUGUAUUAUUGCUUAACCACUGCUUUAAUUUAUGCCUUUGUAGAAAAUCUAGAUGUGUAUAUAGUAGGUUUUUUGAAAGAAAACUAACAAAAGCAAAAAACAAACUGACAGUUUUGUGUUACAGCCUUAUAACAGUUCUGCUUAGAUCCGAUGAAGAAGUCAAUUUGUAUUCUUCUUCUAAUGUAUCUCAGCUCCAUCCUUUCAAAUACGUUCUGAACACUGCCAGAGACCACACCGUUGCCCUGAUAAGGGACCGAAACCCGUCUGACACUACACCCUAUUUCUUAUGUUAUGCACUACUACUGGCCAGAAACACAUGGUAAAUCCAGGGAGGUGAUCAGGACCACAAUGAACAUCAGGAAAAUCUGGAUUUUAAGGGAUAUGUCUGUCUCAUUUACAUACAUGUAGGUGGAAUUGCAUCUCUGCAACUCUUAUCCCAGUAGUGCAGUAGUUAAUAGGGUGUCAUUUCAGUUUGCAGACAGAAGUUCUACAGUUGUUCCAUACUUUGUUCAGCAGCAGUGAAACAAGCAGCAGUGUGUAAUAUGUUUCCUGUUCUUUUUCAUUUUUAAAAGGAAAUUGUUAUUAAUUGGUAUACAUGAUUAUAAUGCACAUCCAAAGAUUUCAUAGACAAACCAAAAAGAGGAGGAAAAUAGAUAAAAUAAACAAUGUACGACGUGAAAAAAGGCACUGGCAUUUGUGAGGUUAGAAGACGUUGGGUUUUGAUUUACCAUUUGCAGCACGGGUAUAGAUGUUAGUAAAGAGCGUAGGCCUGGGGCUUCUGUAGUCAAGGUUACUCAGCCGUGUGGGGAAUCUCCUGUUUAAAUGUACAAUCUAAAGCACUGUUUCAAACCAAACCGGGGCUGCAAGUCCUCUUAGUGUUGCUCAGCCCAGUCCUUUGGUGCCUGCUGCACACUGUAAAGCCAAGCCCAGCUGUACUGUGGCGGCCUGGAAAUGCUAAUGUGUAAAUUUGGUGUAGGACCAACAACCAGUUCACAUAUAAGGUCUAUUCCAACACCAUCACUCCUUAUUCAACUAAGUCAACUAAUCAUAAAGCCCGUGACUAGUUUAGUCAGGGGAGUCAGUGUUGGAACACAUCACAUGUGAAACAGUUGGUCCCUGAGGACUGUUCUGAGUCAACUUUGCUGUGUGAUACACAGAGGGAGGUGGGGGGAGUCAGGGGCAUGUGGAUUAAGUUAGUGGUGGGAUGGGUGAGACAGCAGGCCGGCCAGAAGCCCAGGAUCACAGGGUUCUUCACUGCAUCUCAAAUGUUGUCCUAUUCCCUAUAUGUAAUGUAGUGCACUAUGAAGGGAAUAGGGUGUGAUAUGAGACACAGCCCUUUCAUUCCUAAUAAUAAAGGGUCCCUGCCGUCUAGCUCCACCCACUGUCUGUUGUUUGGUGCAAACUCGUGUAAUGACAAUGAGCAAAGUCUAAUAAAUCUGCUAAGAAACUUCUACCAAGGUAUCAAUGUGUGAGUGUGUCAAGGAGGGACAGCAAUUCUCUGGUUUCAGUGUGUGUGUUUGUGCUUAAGUGUGUGCAUGUAUGUUCAGUGGACUCAGUUGUGAACUUCCCAGUAGGAACAGGCCUUUAUAUGGUGGAUCCUGACAAUGGAGCCAGAUGUUUUAGCUUUCAGACCUCAAACUUUGUCAUUCUCUGUAAGACAAACCAUUCUAUGGGAAUAGUCUAACUACAGACAAGAAGAGACAAGUAGUCAAAGUACAUUGUAUAAAUAAACAGGCUUGUGUGUGUGAUCUGUCUGUCCGUUCAUCUGACCGUCCAUUUGUGUUUGAGCAUAUCUGUGUGAAUCAGGAGGUUUCCCUAAUCAUGCUGAGUAGCUUGCCCACAAGUCCAAUCACUGUACUGCAGCGUCUGAGACAAUCAGUUGUUAGGGCAGAUCUGAGGUGGUGCCCUAUUCUUUAAAAGUAGUGCGUUGAAGGGAAUAGGUUGCCAAUUUGGAUGUGGCCUCAUACACAACUACAAUAUAAGGGGCUCUUCCAGAGAUUACUCAUAUGAUAAAGUGGUCUGGAAGGUUUUGAUAAACUAAAGAAAAACUAAAACAACUUGCAAAACAAUUUCCCUGAGAAAGUUGUUUUGAAGCAGCCAGUGAGAGUAUUUCUCUGUCUAUCUGUUCUCUGAAACUCUGUGUCCUUCAUAUCAAUCAUCACAGUCAGAUGCAUACAAAUACAUCCCCAGUGUUCACUAGUACUUGGCUGUGUUCUCAAGACCUAAAUGGACCCCCUCUACCUGGUAAUUCAGGUCUUAAUAAGGAACUUCCCUUGCCUGGUGAACACAGCCAAGUACUUUAACUUCAUGUUUUUAGAUCUCUGAUCACAGUUUCUAGUUGGGUUUCUUUGUAUGGUGGGUUAGAAGGGGGUUGGGUUAGGUGACAUUCUCCCAGGCUCAUAGAGAGGUUCACAGUUCUUGUCCUGUGUCCACAAAGCACCUCAGAGCAGGAGGCCUGAUCUAGAAUCCUUUUUGCCCUUUAAAUCCUAAUGAAAUGGGGCAACACUGUCCCAGAUAAGACCUAAGACUCAGAGACACACUCUCGUUAUGGGUCACAGUAGCUUGGUUGGUGUUACAAUUUAGGUUCUUUACUCCUGGCUUUGUUACUGCUCUCUCAGUGCUGUGCAAGUUCAUCUGCUGUGUUUGCAAAGUAAAAGUAAGAGGAAAAAAAUAUGAAAAUAUAAAAGAGAAACAAGCGAAUAUGUCAUCCAGCUUUUGUUUUUCAGUGUUAAAAUGUAACAUGUUCUGUAGUCACUAAA